This is a messenger RNA of Pestalotiopsis fici W106-1, 600 nucleotides long. RefSeq lists its product as uncharacterized. The transcript has a single exon. NCBI's taxonomy places the organism in Eukaryota, Fungi, Ascomycota, Sordariomycetes, Amphisphaeriales, Sporocadaceae. The record is from RefSeq and is a predicted model, not a curated record. Bases 1 to 600 code for a protein of 199 amino acids. Gene Ontology annotation, cellular component: membrane.
AUGGGUUUCCUCACCGCACGCAAGCUCGCCGCUAGAGCCGGCAAGGGCGUCGCCACCAAGCAAAUCGGCCUGUACGAGAACAUGGCCCGCUGGAUCGCCCGGGGCAUCCAGCUCAUCUUUGCCCUCAUUGUCGUGGGCAUGUACGGCCACCGCGUCGACGAGGACCGCCAGGACGGCCACUCCCAGUCCGCCGCCUGGAUGUACGCCACCGUCGUCGCGGCCGCGUCCUGCAUCACCUGCGUCGUCUAUUGCAUCCCCUUUGUCCCCGUGUACCGCCUCUGGGUCGUCGACGCCGUGCUCUCCCUCGGCUGGCUCGUUGUCUUUGGCGUCUUUGCCGGCAUCUUUCUCAAGCGCGAGAGCGGCACCGAGUACGAGGGCACCAGCGUCCGCCUCAUGAAGAUUGCCGUCUGGAUCGACCUGGUCAACGUCAUCCUCUGGAUGGCCACCACUGGCUGGGGCGUCUUCCGCACAUUCCUCAGCAAAAAGGCCAAGCACUUUGAGAACAAGAUUGACAACAAGCUUGACGCGCUGGAGGACCAGGCCAUGAGCAAGAUUUCGGAGAAACUGCCUCGCCGCAUGGAUCCCGCACACAUUGUCUAG